CAAAAACCCCGAGUUGCUGCUCCAGAAAAGCUCAACGGCAGUGGGGGAAAGCUCCUCCGGCUCUAUAAAAGGGUGCAGCAAGUCCGUAAAACUCCACAUUCGAGUCAGAAAAGUCAAGGUGAAUUGUGGGCCCAAUUGCAGCUGAGAUUGUGAAUUAAUACCCCCGCUGGCAAAUCAACCCUUGGACACUUUAUAAAAAGGAAAACAGGUCGUCGGUUCAUCGAACUUCCGCUAGAUACACAGAGAAGCUAAGAAAAAGAAAAAAAUGCCAGAUAUUCCCUUUGUCUUGAACCUGGAUUCCCCGGACUCCAUGUACUAUGGCCACGAUAUGUUUCCGAAUCGCAUGUACAGGCGAAUGCAUUCGCGGCAGCAUCAUGACCUGGAUUUGCACACCCUGGGCAUGAUUGCACGGAUGGGUGCACAUGCUCAUCACCUGGUGGCCAACAAAAGGAGCGGAGAGCUGGCCGCCCUGGGCAGGAGUGGUGUGCCCAAUAAGCAGGGCAACUUUGAGGUCCACCUGGAUGUGGGUCUCUUUCAGCCCGGUGAACUGACCGUCAAACUGAUCAACGAUUGCAUCGUGAUCGAGGGAAAGCACGAGGAGCGGGAGGAUGAUCAUGGACAUGUCUCCCGGCACUUCGUCCGUCGUUAUCCGCUGCCCAAGGAGUUCGACUCGGAUGCCAUUGUCUCCACUUUGUCGGAGGAUGGAGUUCUCAAUAUCACAGUUCCUCCACUUGUUGCCAAGGAGGAGCCCAAGGAGCGGGUCAUUCCCAUCAAGCAUGUGGGUCCAUCGGAUCUCUUCCAGAAUGGCAACGGGCAUAAGGAGCCAGCCGCUCCAGCUUCCGCUCCAGUUCCGGAAAGCAAGUAAAGAGCCCCCAAUGGUAGCAGCAUUAGCAGCCAAGUGAUUUCCCAAGACUCUCGUUUAUCGUUGCACUUCAAAAAGUCAUCAAAAUUAAGCACGCGUCGAACUACAUUUAUUCAUUUACUUAUAGCUACAUUUUAAAAGUCCAAUCCAAUUUUAAGACUAAUCGAAAUUCAGUAUUAAUAAAGGAAUAUGAAUGUCUCAGUUAA
This is a messenger RNA of Drosophila subpulchrella, 1068 nucleotides long. It is a transcript of the gene Hsp67Bc, whose product is annotated as heat shock protein 67B3. The record is from RefSeq and is a predicted model, not a curated record. Gene Ontology annotation, biological process: response to heat; protein refolding. The coding region runs from base 266 to 865 and encodes 199 amino acids. The transcript has a single exon. Gene Ontology annotation, molecular function: protein folding chaperone. NCBI's taxonomy places the organism in Eukaryota, Metazoa, Arthropoda, Insecta, Diptera, Drosophilidae.